UCCAGGGUGUGCGUGUGUUGUGCAUUUUAGUGGGGCCAACCUAUUUUCUUGGGUAGAGAAGGAAAUGUGAAAACUUUGUACAAUUGAUUACUUGACUUUUUUUUUUGUCUCAUUGUGUAAUGAGAUGUCAAUUCUGUUUUUGGUCCUUGGCCAAACAUUCAGGAACUCUGGAAAAAUGUAAGGAAUUGAAAUACAGAUAAUAAAGUAAUCUGGUGAGAAAAUCAAAGGCAAAUAUUGAUACAAAGGGGAAAAUAUAUGGUACUUAAAGCAUAUCUAUAAAAUGAAAAUAUUUAUCAUAUCGAUCUCCUUUAUCUUCUUCAGAUUAUGGCUGUUUUUUGUGGUCAAACAUUUCUUGUCAUGUUACAAAGACACAACUUCCUGUGUGCUAAAAAAAAACGUCCCCAGUGGUAUUUUCUACAUGCUUGUGUUCCUAAACCUUGCAGAAGAGAAUGACCUAGGUCUGGACAAAGCCAUUCCUUCUUUGUUUUAAAAGCAGUAUAAACAUCACACCUAUUUAUUCGCUCAUUACAUAUACCAUUACUUUGCAUUUUGAGUUGUCAUACUAUGAUGUGCUUUUCCUUCCACCAAAGAAAGGUUUCUCUACAGUGUUGAAAAACCUCAUAGGCUACUAUUCUCUAGAAGCAGUAUUUUAAGAACAAUGGCUUAUCAGAUUUCUCAAAAGAUACAUGAAUGUUGAAUAUUUUCUUGUACACGGUGAAGGAGAUGUAUUAUUGAUCUCUUAAAAACUGUGUUAUGUGGUUGAACUUGAUGGCAGUUCAGCUUUUCCAGUCUUUAAAAAAGACAGUGCAGUUGCCUUUUCUUUUGGAGCAACUGCAUUCCUGCAGUCAUCCGUAUCCCAUUACAUACGGAAACCUGAGAGAAACAAAUCCCUGGCUUACUGUGUCUGGUAUUAAGGGGGAGAAGGGGUCCUGUAAAUGGCUUAGGAAGACCAUAAGAGUGUUCCCUUUGCAUCAUCAGAAAUUCAAUCACAUAAAAAAUACACUCCUUGUCACUCAAAUUUGAAUAGCACACUGUACCUUUGAUCUGCAUCUGUAGUAGGCUAUAUGUGCUGUUCUAUCCAAGAUGACAUGUAUUUUAAGUCUGUUGCAGUGCUAUCCAUUUGUUCUCCAGCUGCCAAAUUUCGGCCAUGUAUUGUGUCCACGGGAGACAACCCUACCACUUUUGGAUUUAGUCUCUGGUAUUGAGAUCUAGACAGAUGUAUUCCCAACUUCAUACAGGAGAGUUUGGCAGUGAUGGGGAUUCACAGUGCCACUGCUGUUCAGUGUGGCAAAACUUGGCCUCACAUAAAAAGUCUGGCAAAAUGACCUUCAUUGGCCUGUUAACUAGGUAGAGAUCUAGAUGUGCUUAAACAUGUUUUCUGUAAUAUUUAGAUUUUUAGUCAUUUUGCCAUAUCAAAUUAAUUGUGUUUUUUCACGCCUUGAAAAUCUUCUCUCAGUAGGCUUUCAUCCUGUCCACCAAAAGCUUUCAGCCAGCCUUGUAGAUCUUGGUAGCAGUAAGCUGUCAAGAAGGUAUCUGGAAGGCUGAUGUCUGCAUUCUAGAAAUCCUUUUUUUUUUUUAAUUGACAAUGCUGUUAUUGGAAAACUGUAAGCAUCUCUUACAGGCAUCACUCCACUUAGAGCUUCAGUAUUCCUAAUCCAGUCUUAAUUAGCUACCGCUUUUUUGGGAAGGAACUAGAACUUUCCUGGGAGAGGUAUUUCUAUUUCUUGGACUAUGUGUAGAAUCUGUGGGUUUGAAAGGUGGCAAGAGUAUAGAGUAAGGCAUCACGAAGUAAUUGUGGAUUCAAGUCUGUUUUGCCAGUUUGUCCCCUUAAAUGUGUGUUGAAAGGUGCUGCAUACUAUGAAGGGCUGGUACCCAUUUAAAAUGCUUAUACCUGAUGUGGGGUAGAAUCCGGUCUUUGUCCUGAAGAUCACUCCUGUGGUUCAUGGAAUGAAAUGUGCAAGGGAGGUUCUUCAGAGCUGCACAUAGGCCAGGUGAUUUUUCUGCUUUUAAUCCAAGGUGUUCAAAGGAGAAAAAAACAAUUAGGUACUUGAAGACUCCUCUUCUUACUGCAGACUACUGAAAACCAAAUCUGUUGAUUCAUUCCGUCUUUUGAAAUUUCAACAGUUGUUGAUCAUUUAUGAACAAUCUGGUCAAUAAUGUUGUAAUUCUGCUUUGCUUGGUAUUUGAACUUCAGAAAGGUAUUUAUUCCAUCUUUUUCUGUGGUGUGGAGCUUAAAAAAGGAUGAAGUACUAGUGCCCAGUCACAAGAAGUUUAGAACUACUUUAAUAAACUGAAAAAAUUAGGUUGUUACCAUUUGCCUUUAAGUCCAGUUUUGUAAAGGUUUUGUAUUAAGAGUUACUUCAGAUGUGAUGUUGAGGCAUUGCUAGCAGACUGAUAUUGCCUAUUAGGAUUCCAUUUGCUAGGCACUUAAGUACUGAAAAGAUCAAAUUAUCAGUACUGUGCUCUACUUUUCUCCUUCUGAUGUGAUUUAAUUGUGAAGUAUCUGCUAUAUAUAAGUCUGAAAAGAAUUGUGGAUUGAAACAAAGAUGUGAUUACUCUAAUCAGCUUUCAUAGUUCAAGAUGCUUAAUUUAAUGUGCUUGAUACAAUUAUUUUUUGUGCUGGGAACUUUGAAGAAUUAUGGGAAUUUCCCACAUGUACAUUUUCUUCUGAAUGAUUGAGUAAAGUCAAGACAAUUACUUCGUUUGGCCUGUGGACAAAGCAUUUGAUUUCAACACCUUGCUGAGGAGAGAACUUGUGUAUUAAUAGUUGCCUAAAGAUGUGGCCUCUGGAUGGAUUCUGAUCAUUCUUUCUACUAGUAAAUUGCACAAAUAGGUGCAGUAUUUAUAUCUGAAAUUUUGCUGAAUGUCUGUAAUGCUUCAUGGAAAUAUUUUGUGAAUCAAAUGGAAAUGCUCCUGCACAGCCUCAUGUUGCAGAUUGUCUAUCAGUUGAUCAAGUGAGCUUACAGGCAAGUAGUUCUGUAAUCCAAAAUGGCAUGUUUUCAUUUAUGACUGAUAAUUUCAGAAUGUUUCCUCUUUCAUAGAAGAAAUUACUGUUAUGCAGCAAACAGUUGGAGAGGUUCUUAAGCACCCAAUAGCCUGGUUUUAGAGUAAAGAGAAUAUACUGAGUUGGAAAGGACCCAUCAAGGUCAUCAAGUCCAAUUCUUGGCGCUGCACAGGACUCCCCAGCAAUCCCACCAUGUGCCAGACACCUUGAACUCAGGCAGGCUUGAUAGUGUGACUGCUUCCUGGGGAGCCUGUUCCAGUGUUUGGCCACCCUCUGAGUGAAAAACCUUUUAUUGACACCUAACCUAAAGCUCCUGUGACUCAGCUUCAUACAGUUUCCUCAAGUCCUGUCCCUGGUCAAGAGAGAAAUCUGUUUUAUCAGCUGAGCCAUGAAUGUAGAUGAUUGCCAUUUGACAAAGCUUCAUAUGGCCAUGUACUAACUGACUUGAUAUGGUGAUUGUUCGCAAUGGUAGCAGAACUGAAAACUAUAUCUGACAAAAGAGAAAAAUUAGGAACCAGUUUUGGUAGUUGUAUGCUGUUUUCAGGUUGCUGGCAGUCAGUUACACGUGUAAUAUGCUCUACCUGGUUUGUAGCUGUAACUGUGAUGUACAGAAAAAAAGAAAAAACCCACCCCAAAGAAAUAAAACCCCUGACCCUCCGUCAGCAAACCACAAAACAAUCUCCCCUCCUCCAAGAACUCAUGAAAACAGAAGCAAAUAAUGCAAUGAUAUGAUAUACACUUUUGUAUUUUUAUUCUUCUAAGGUUAUUUGCUGGCUCUUGUUGGCCUCUAGUUCAGUCUGUGUUAUUUAAAUUCUAAUAUAUGAAUUAUUUGGAUUGAAUUCAUGUUCGGGGCCAUGGUGUUGUAUGUAUUGAUGUACAGCCUUGAAUGUGAAUAAUUAUUGUAAACUAUUUUACACCUUUUUUCUGGCUUUAUUAUAUAAAUUUUCUAUUGGUCGAUGAUUUAAUCAUAUCUCAUAAUUUAAUGACGGUUUAUUCUCCUCUCGACAGAUCUCUGUGCUAUAGAUGUGUAGUUAGUGACUGGAUGACGGAUUUCACUUAUGCUUGGUAGUCUGUAAUAAAGGCAUGUAGGGUUCUGCGCGGCCUCCGCCUCUUCCUUCCGCCGUGGGCCGGGGGGCAUGGGACAGAGACGGGCCCGCGGCCUCCCGCCCGGCGGCGGCCCUGUCGCAGACGUGAGGGCUGCACCCGGGCCCCAAGCCGGAGCCGCUCGGGCGGCGGGCGAGAAGGGGCAGGGCGCUGUUCCAGCCGACGCUUCCGGUGGGCGGUGCGCCGAGGGCCGGGCAGCCGGGGCGGCCCCUUCCGGCGGUGUUGAGGAUGGCGGCGGAGAACCACUGUGAGUUCCCGGUGCCCCCGGCUGGCGGCCUCGGCGCGGGCGGGCCCUGCCGUCGGUGUAGCUCGGCGCCGCUGCCCGGCGCGGGGCCCGGCAAGUGGGUCAGGCUGAACGUGGGGGGCACCUGCUUCCUCACCACUCGACAGACGCUCUGCAGGGACCCUAAGUCCUUCCUCUUCCGCCUCUGCCAGGCCGACCCCGACCUGGACUCUGACAAGGAUGAAACAGGUGCCUAUUUAAUAGAUAGAGACCCAACCUACUUUGGGCCAGUGCUGAACUAUCUCAGACACGGAAAACUGGUUAUUAACAAGGACCUAGCUGAGGAAGGUGUACUGGAAGAGGCUGAAUUCUACAAUAUCACAUCUCUAAUAAAACUGGUAAAGGACAAAAUAAGAGAAAGAGACAGCAGAAUCUCUCAGGUGCCAGUCAAACAUGUAUACAGAGUGCUGCAGUGUCAGGAAGAGGAACUCACUCAAAUGGUUUCCACAAUGUCCGAUGGCUGGAAAUUUGAACAGCUGGUCAGUAUUGGUUCUUCCUAUAACUAUGGCAAUGAAGAUCAGGCUGAAUUUCUGUGUGUUGUCUCAAAGGAAUUGCAUAACACUCCUUAUGGCACAACCAGUGAACCCAGUGAAAAAGCAAAGAUUUUGCAAGAACGAGGUUCCAGGAUGUGAAGACAGUAUUGAACGGUGACAGUUUUUUUCUUUAUUCGAAGAUGCAGUGAAUUGUCACACUGAAGAGGCUUGGCUGCAAAAGAAAAAAAUCUCAUUUAGACAAUUUUCUGUUGAUCUGGGUUCAACCAUAUUUGCCUAUAAGCUGGUGUCAACUUCUGGAAGCAUUGCAAGAUUACAUAAUGGGAAUAGAUGGUGUGGGAAUGUGUUAAGUUUUGGUUGUGGUGCAUGGUUGUGCUUUCUUGUUGGCUUAUUGACACUGGUCAUUUGAAAAGAAAUGACCAUGCACUCAUAUUUUCCUUGGAGACAUGUAGCACUUAAUGUCUGGUGCUGGAUGACCCAAUGUUGAUCAGUUUGGAGACCUUUUCCUACUAAUCAUUGUAAACCUUAAAAGGACAAUGUAAUUGGUGCUACACACACACACACACAUACACUUAGACACACAUGCACACAUACACACAAAUGUUACAGCCCAGAAACGCAAGUAUUUGGGCAUGCGUUGUUUCAGAAUCAGUGUCAGCCCCAGUUGACUGUAUUAUACUGCACAUUCCGUACGGUUCUGUGACAUAAUCUAUUAUGUAAUAACAGCCUAGGAGAUCAACUGAAACUAGCAUGUGUAAAAGUUACACAACAGAGAAAAGGUUUCUCUGAAGGGUGUAUAUAUUGACUGGAUGUAUAGCUUAUUUCAAUACCCAAAGGGAAGACUAAACUCAGAGAAAAUGGCCUUCCUCUGAGUUACUCUUGAUGUUCUCUCUGUUAAACAGUCUCCUGCAAAAGUUACGCUCCAGUCCUGGUCACAUGCUUGAAAGUGGAAUCAAAAUUCACUUAAAAUGACCAACUGAACAUUCUGUUUCUUUGGAGAUGUUUAUACUCAUAUGUGUGUUUCUGCUUCUAUGAAAUGCCUAUAAGCAUUGAACUGUGGAUUAGGGUAGAGAUUUUUCUAGAGCUGAAGGUUUUACAGAAAAUACAGCUGGCUAGUCCUAGGUCCCUGUCUCUAUGACUUGGAUUAAAAUCAACCUUAGUGUGAACAUAAAGUCAUCCAGUUGAAAAACCUAAUUACUUUGGGUAUUCAGGAUCCCUGUAAUCAACCUUUCUCUUUCUAUACAGUUUCAGCUAUGCAGUUAUGAACAGUGUUUGAACAGAAUGUGGUGCAGCUUUGUUACUUUGUCCUUGAUAAAGGCUAGUACACAAGACACACACUAUGUUUUGAGCAAAAUCUUUAGCGCAUCUUUAAAACACUUUACAAAAUGGACAGUAUAAAACUUGGCUUCAUUGACUCAUGGAACCAGUGGAAGGGAGUUUCAAAAAGCUACAAGAUGGUUUUAAAUUCUAAAGACAUUACAGUUUUCAUUCUUAGUAAUUUCAGAAUUUAUGCAUAUACUGUAUGCUGAUUUUCAAACACCCAGGGUCUACUUUUUUUUUAAUUAUUAUUUUAUUUUUUAAAGGACUUAGACAUUGAUAAAAGUUUGGCAAAACAAUUUGUAAGAAACAUUUCUACUAAACAGAUUAAGCAAUGGGCUAAAUGUUUUGUCCAUGUGCCUAAUGCUUGAAAGGAUUUGUAAUGCAUUUUGUGACUUGGAUGUGGUCUGCACGGGAAGCUGCUGGCCUCUCCACAACACAUUCAAUUUUUGUCUUUUUUUAAGAAGUUAAAACUGAAUUUAAUUUACUAAAACUGUAAUUGUGUAGGGGGAAAUGUUUAUACUUUUAUACUUUUUUAGGUACCCAUAUUUUAUCAGCUUAAAUUGAGCACAGAGAUGUCCCCUAAAUAGUGAUGGAUUAUCUUGUGUAUCUGAAAAUAAGCAUAACAAUUGUCUGUGUUAACUGCACAUUAAAACAUUUCCUCUGCUGCAGUAGUCGCUCUGUUUUUAAGCAGUAUGACUCCACCAAGAUCUCUGAGCUCCCCGGCUCAUUGCAGCCAAUUGCAGCCAACCAUGUUACUUGUUGUUUUCCUGAUGUGCUCUACAGAGUAAUUCAGCAUUGAUCUAAGUGGAUUUUAAUGCCUAAAAUACCAGUUUUACAGUCAUCCUUCUGAAUCAGCAUUUCUGUUGCCUCUCUUAUUAAAUCCAAAAAAGACAAUUUAAUAAAGCGAAAUUUUCCUGAAUGACAUCGGCAAAGCAUGAGUAACAAACUGAGCAAACCGAACAAAUUUAGAGUAUGUAAAAGAGUGGUUUUUUUCUAAGUAUGGGGCUUUUUCCCCAACAGAAUAUUUUCAGUUUUAAAACCUGCUUCUGUGCUGAGAUUACCUGCAGUUUAGUUUAUAUUGUAUCCCUGCCAUAGCUAAUUUUAGGGAAAUGAGUGUUUAAUAAUUUUUUGCACUUUGUUUCCAAUAUCUCACAAAGAUUUUAAGAAGGAAAGAAAAGAAAGAACGCUAGUAGGCAGGUACCUUGUAAAUUAUUUUAAAUACACUGUCGUUUGCGACCACCUGAACUAACUACUUUCCUGUUCUUGCUAUUGUCAUUAUUGCUUUAAUUUGUGUGAUCAUGCAAGGCUUUCAGAUAGAUGGAAAUGCUCUCUUCAGCUUUUUUCAAGGCAUUAAGAAUUUAUCCCUAAAUAAAUUUUGUUUCUUUUUGUUUGACUGUUGCAGUUUCAAAUAAAGUAAUGCAAGGUAAUUGCAUUAGAGUCCAAUCUCCGUGACCAGGCUUGGCAAACAUUCCUUCAUCUGUUAAGCUCUUGCAAGGAGGAAGCAAUGUACCUAUACAGUUAAAACUGGAUUCCUUUGUUCUUUUUCUGCUGUUUAGAGAGUACCUACCUGAGAAUUGCCUGUGACUGUGCAGAGCUGAGGGGUUCACUAUCAGGCUGGAACUGCAAAGCUGUACUGCAGACUGCUUGAACUUAACUCUGGACAUACACAGCUCCUCUGUUGUUUAAUCAGAGCAGUAUUCCAGGUUAGAACUUCAGAUCCUGAGCAGAAGGAAUAAAACAGGAGAGGAGAGAGAUGAAAUUCCUUAAAGACAUUUACAUGAGAAACUUCUUGCAAAACUUGUUUAAGAACAGAAGUUCAAAUUUGCUAUAGCAAUUUCUUGCUUUGAGUUAGGAGACAGCAUAUUGUUGGCCUUAGGUUUUCUCAGAGGCUAUUUGUUCCUUUAUUGGAGAUGGUGUUUUUAUGUUACAUGCUUUCGACUGCUUCAGGCGGCAGGUGAAUCAGAAUUUGUCUGCAAAGAACAAGUAAUUCUGAGGCCUGAAAGACAUGGAUGUCACAUGGUCCAUAAUAACUAUCCAAAUGUAUACUCUGACUCAGCAGCUCCCAGCCCAAAGGUUACCUGGGAUUUUCUCCUAUUUACUGUGGGAUUUCCAUGGAUUACAGUUAAUUGCAUGUUUUUAAUCCCAAAGUAAUUUAAUUGUGUGUCAAAGACUUGAUUGAAUUUAGAAGCUUAUUUUGAAUCUUUACUAAAGUUUCCAUCAAUACAAUAAUAUAGUCAUAAAAGUUGGAAAAUGUACUGUUUUUUUCAAACUCAGAUUUCUUGUAAUGAUAAAAGUUCCUUUCAUCCUGCAUUGUAGCAUUAGGAGAAGAUAUUUCUUAAAAAAUGAAGCUCAGUGAAUCCAUCUGACUUUUUUGGUUUGAGAUUUUCUUUAGACACUAGCUGUGUAGCUCCAUUUCUAGCAAUGUGAAUGCACAGUUAUGAUUGAUUAGAAACAAGACUAUUUCCUGCAGAUUCAAAAAUUGAAUCAAUCUCCUCUUUUUCUGAGAGAGAGGGGUAUUUUUGGGGUUUUUUUCAGGAGAAGAAUGAAAACUGGCAGAUUAAACAAAAGAUUACUUAGUUGCAGGCAUUCAACUAAGGGAACGAGUCUGCUGAGUAUGGUGAUAACACUAUCAGAAAAGUGCUUCUCAUAACAGAACGCUAUUCUUUGAAUGUCUGCUAAAGUUGUUGAGAGUUGUCAGUCUCUGUUUAAGCUGUAGAGAGCUCCCACCAGCAAAUUAACACACAUUAGUUACAAAUUUUUAAUAAUAUUACAAAAAUGAACUUGGAGUGCAAAAAUGCAAUAGUAUCUGGUUCAGUGGAAUUAAAUAGAAUCUGGAUUAUAAUUACCCAGGUAUACUGGAAUGUAUUCCCUGGGAAAUACUGGGAGAAGAGUGAAGUUCUCCUGGGCUUUUUGAGGAAGAUGGAAGUCAAAUGAAAGCCUGAAGUCUGGGGCUUUGUUUCCUUAAGAUGUGAUAAAAUCAGAAAGUGCCAUUCUCCUAUUUUUUAUUCUCUCUCUCACCUCAUCAAAAGUUUCAAGUUCUUCAAAUUAACUUUUUCGAUCAGCCCUUGAACUGUAGGUCUUUUGAAAAAAGAUGAAAUUUUGUUAUGCCUUUAACAAUGUCUGUUAUCUUAAGAGAAUAGGGUUAAAACUUGAGUGGUCAUUGGAGAAGUGUCUUUUCUAGCACAACAGUUUCGAAAUACUUAAGCCUAAGGAUGAUGCCUUGUUACUUUGUUGUAAUUUAGACUGCAGCUGUCUCCAGUUUUGAGGACAAUCUUGGGAUCUUACAUGGGGCUUUGUGUAGAAUUAGUGAUUCUUUAAAUAGUAUGAAUAUUCAGUUUAAAAAAAAAACCCGGAAGGCUCUCUGAACUCAGUGUCAUGCAAGUUUUCUUUUGUUUCACAAAAAUCAGGAGCUGGCUUUAAAGGCUUCUUAAUGAACAGAGGCUUUAAAGGGCUAAAUAGAUCUUAUUGUCCAGUUUGCCUAAAUGACUGUCAGAAGGAACUCUCCAUUUUCAGAGCAGAAAUGCUAAGGGCUAAAAUACUUUCCAGGGCUUAUUUGAGGUUCCAGAGACAUAUAAUGUCUAAAAAACAACUAGUCUGUUUUCCUUUCAACUCAUGGACUCUGUAAUAAUUUUUACAAAUGUCUGAACCAAUUGCAGAUCUAAGUGUUCCUAUAUGGCUUGGAUUUUCAGUAUCCAGAUUGGAUAAGGGCACACUAGAGAAGGCAGUACACCUACCCUCCACUUCAUUAUUACCUUGGCUGAAAUCUUUUGACUUUUAUGAACAGCACUGGCAAUAGAGAAGCUUUGAGGAAGAUUCUGCCCCAGGAAAUUGUCACAGAAUAUUUCUUUGCAACUUAGUUGACCUUUACUUCAGUGAUGUCUACCAAGGCAUAAACUUCUCAAAAGUUCAGUGAGUAGAUACUGCUGUCAAUAUAGCUUUCUAGAGUCAUCAGAGGGUUCUCUUCAGGAUGUUGUGUCUUAAUAAGUACUAUAAUGAGAGAAACUUUUUUUAAAGGUAUUUUGCUACUUUGGGGGUGAGUGGAAGGGGAAUAGGUUCUGUGAUAGUGCUCUCCUUGCCUUAGAAAGCUGAGCCUAAAUUUUGAUCUAAGACCUGUUGUGAUUUUGAGGCCUCGUCAUCUGAAAUGAGUGAAGAGUGAGAGUAAAUGUAUUUAUUAUGUACAUGAUUCUUGCUACUUUUGAAGAUUUUCCAAAAGCUUAUGCACAACUUUACUCACAUUAACUUGGUUCAUGUGUACUUGCUAGAAUGAAGAAAGUGCCAAGGCACUUGUAAAGGAAUGUUACCAACCUCUCUACUGGAACUGAAACAAGAUCAUCAAACAGAAGGAGUAUCAAAUGGCAGCUUUUUCCACCUGCUUCUGCCCUUAUCCUUACCUCAACUUAGCUAUGAGAAAUCAAUAUCCUAUGCACUCUUCAGGAUCACCUACCCAAUUCAACGAAUGUUCUUUUUUUUUUAAGCUUUUCCUCCAAAUCACUGGUCUCAAAAUCAGUUGGGCAUCACCUGUUUGUGCUUAUACCCAAGUGGCCAUACUGGCAACGUGUUAUUUCCUGGAUAGUGGAUUAGCAAUAACGCUUUAUUUUGUGCCAAUUCAUUAUAUCUGAAGUGUUCUUACUGCAGCAAAAUUUGAGUUAUGAUUUGGUUUUAAUGCAUUUGCAUUAACCAAAACUCAGAGCGCAGACACAGACAAGAAACUGAAUUCAGGGAAAUUUCCCUGGAAAAAUAUCUGCUAGGGCUUCCCAAAUAAUUUGAAGAUGGUUACAGUUAACUAUCACUUUCAAAACAAAUGAAAUGUGUAUGGGUAUUUUUUUAACUUCCUUUUCAUAACACUAGUGUAUUGUAAACUGCAUGGAAUAAACCUGGUUUUUCCCUUUUAAA
Molecule: messenger RNA, 11095 nt
Organism: Camarhynchus parvulus
Lineage: Eukaryota; Metazoa; Chordata; Aves; Passeriformes; Thraupidae
Product: BTB/POZ domain-containing protein KCTD5
Exons: 6
Coding region: 4337-5023 (228 amino acids)
Biological process (GO): proteasome-mediated ubiquitin-dependent protein catabolic process; protein homooligomerization
Cellular component (GO): Cul3-RING ubiquitin ligase complex; cytoplasm
Molecular function (GO): cullin family protein binding
Source: RefSeq, a predicted model, not a curated record